AUGAAACGAAAAAGAAAUUUUUCGGUAAGGAAAGGGAAGAAGAAUAAAGUUGGAAUUAAAAAGGGGUUGGGAAUAAAAAAGUUGACAAGAAAAGAUAAGGAGACUUUAGAAGAGUAUGGUACUUUAAACCCUACCGAGUUGGAAGAGAGUGAAAGCGACGAAACGGAGGGGAAUCAAUUCGAUGAGGAGAGAAAUUGGGAAGAGGAUGAAAUGAUGAAUGAAAUUUCUGACGGUGAAACCGAUGAUGAUGAUGAAAGUUUUGAAGAAUUAUACUUGGAUAAGCCUGAUUCAUCUUACAGAAAACUUGUUGGAUUAUUGCAAGUUAAUAAGAAUCAAAAAUUAGAUGAAGUAGUAGUAAAGGAGGUUGUAGAAAUUGAUAAAGUAAAGGGUAAAAUUGAUGACGUGGAGAUUAAUUUAAAGGAUGAAGGGGGUGAAAAUAAUAUAAAGUCUGAAGGGGAUAACAAUAAUGAUUAUGAUCAAGAACAAAAUGCAAAAGAUGAAUUUGAAAGACAUUUUGGAAAUCAACAGAUAUUAAAUGGUAAAGUAUCCAUGAUUGAACAAAAAAAAUGGAAUAUAAUAAAUUAUGAAAAUUCUGUUUUAAACACUGUUAGUAAAUAUACACUUAACAACGAGGAGAACGAUGAUAAUAAUGAAAGUGAUAUGAAGAAUCUCAAUUCACUAAAGAUCAGACCAAAAUUAUUAGAGACUUGGAAGAAAGUUAAUGAUAAUACUUUCACUGAUUUACAAUGGCACUUGUUUCAACAAUUUAAUAAAUAUCGAGAUGUAUUAUACACGAAUAGAAUUGUAGAAGACUCACACAAACUGAAAUGCGUGUAUGCUUUGCACGCUUUGAAUCACAUUUUCAAGGUUAGAAAUCGCGUAUUAAAAAGCAAUGAAAAAUUAAAUAACGCACACGCGGCUGGUAAAGAUAUUGAUGAAAUAAGGGACCAAGGAUUUACAAGACCAAAAGUAUUAAUCUUAUUACCAUUUCGUAAUUCUGCCAUGGAUUUAGUAGAAAUUUUGAUAAAAUUAUCGGGGACGGAUCAACAAGAAAAUCGAAAACGAUUUUUUGAAUCAUUUGGAAUAACGUCUGAACAAGAAAAAAUUGAUCCAAAGAAACCAGCGGAUUUUUUGGCGACGUUUAAAGGGAACAUUGACGAUAUGUUUAGAAUUGGUAUAAAAUUCACGAGAAAAUCUAUGAAAUUUUAUGCCGAAUUCUACAAUGCAGAUAUUAUCAUCGCGUCUCCAUUAGGAUUAAGGAUGAUCAUAGGAGCCGAGGGGGACAAGAAACGGGAUUUUGAUUUUCUUUCAUCAAUUGAAAUAAUGAUCGUUGAUCAAUGUGAUACCCUCUUGAUGCAAAAUUGGGAUUAUGUCGAACAUAUCUUCAGUCAUAUGAACCUGAUCCCACAGAAAUCACAUGAUUGUGAUUUCUCACGCGUAAAGGAGUGGUACCUUGAUGGAAGAGCGAAAUAUUUGAGACAAACUAUUGUCUUUGCUGACUAUUUAACUCCGGAAAUUAACGCGUUAUUUAAUAAGCAAAUGAAUAAUGUCGAUGGAAAAAUAAAAAUCAAGCAUCAUCAUAAAGGAACUAUCUUGGAUGUUAAUGCGACAAAUAUUCGGCAGACGUUUACACGAAUUGAAUGUAAUUUGCUAUCAGAAGUCGAUGAUUUAAGGUUUAAAUAUUUCACUGAAAAGGUGUUACCGAAAAUAAGAAAAAUGAAUUUGUCGCAUGUAAUGAUUUUCAUACCAUCGUAUUUUGAUUUUGUAAGAUUACGGAAUUAUUUUGAAGAUAACUCAUUUUCAUUUACUUCAAUUAAUGAGUAUGCAAGCGUUUCUGAUGUUACAAGAGCACGUACUUAUUUUCUUAAUGGAAAGAAAAAUUAUUUAUUAUAUACGGAAAGAUUUCAUUUUUUUAGGAGAAAUCACAUAAAAGGAAUCCAUCAUAUUAUCUUUUAUGCGUUGCCAGAUCAUGCUCAUUUUUAUUCAGAACUUUUAAAUUUUAUACAACUGUCACCUUCCAAUAAAACUUCAGCUAUCGAGAAUUCAAACGAGAUGAUUUCAAUUAGCGUCUUAUUUUCAAAAUUUGAUCAAUUGAGAUUGGAAAGGGUUGUUGGAACUUCUAAAUUUUGUAAGAUGUUACAAGGCGAAAAGAAAGUUUAUACGUUUAGUAAUUGA
Molecule: messenger RNA, 2175 nt
Organism: Funneliformis mosseae
Lineage: Eukaryota; Fungi; Glomeromycota; Glomeromycetes; Glomerales; Glomeraceae
Source: the annotation of a GenBank genome assembly